UGUAAGCACCACAGGAUGUAAUCCAAGUGACAACAAGCAGUAUAUGUGUUUUGGAAGGAAAGUGAUCUUUAAUUUGUCAUUUUGAAGACAAGCUCAAAAGAGAAGAGAGCCAGGCCUGGUCCAAAUCAUCUACUUGGUCCCUAUUGUUUCUGCCAAGUUGUUUGUGCUUUAGUGAUGGGAUGGUACCUUGACAAAAACUGGGUCACUCAUCUAGGAUCAAGGCGGCUCCAGUUACUCUGCAAGAUGAAGUAUCUGCUGUCAAACAUCAGAAAUUUGUCUCAGCUUGUCAGAAGUCCAUUUUCCAUGAGGCCUCAUAGAUCUUGUCAGAGCCUCUUCUCAUCAUCACUUCAGUCCUCAAGGAGAACUCUUCUAAAAUCCCAUAGAUCAAAAAGGAGGAUUUUUAGCAUUACCCCCACAAGACGUUUUGGGACAGUUACCAAUAAUGUGAAAUCUGAAUAUGAACUGAGCCUUCAAAUUCAUCGAUUUUACUCAAGCUCCAGUAGAGAGUCUUUCAAAGCAGAGGCUCCCAUUGGAGUUUACCAGAACAGCAGGACUCCCUUUCGGCUGCACUUCCUAGGGUUGAGAUUAGGAGAAUCUUUUAAUCGUCUUUCCAGGCACAUUAACUUGUACUUUAUGAAGAAAGAGGCCUCUUUGAUAUAUUAUGAACAGGAAGGGUUGAUGUGUGCAGUGCAGGACCCGCUAACCAGAACUCAAAGACGAGCUCAAAGCCAAAGAGCACUUAGAGAGAGAUGCUCUGGAGAGAACAGUGCUUUCAUAGGGACACCUGCCCUUGAGCAAAUCCAAGAAGCUUCCUCAAAUCAGUCUCAGGGACCACCUUUGUCCAACCUUGGACUACAGCUGUUCCAUAUUAGCUCCUUGGCGACUAGAUUUGGCGAGAGUUACAGCUAUGUGGCCAAUCAUAUUAACUCUGUAUUCUCUCGAAGUCCAGCAAAAAAUUUCCAUGCGGAGGUAUUAUUAGAUGAUGAGUUCAGAAGGUCUAGAAGUAGAAAGAGAAGAGUUGUAGGUAAUAAGAGUGAUCCUUACAGAGAAUCAGAGCAAAAUAGAGAAAACAAUACACCAACAAGAACACUGGCAGCAGAGAUUAGUAAUAACAAAGUGUCUAGUUCCUGGGAGGAAGGGUACCUCCACUUUGCCCGUCACAUCAACCGAUACUUUGGAGCAAAAUCUGAUUCUGUUGAAGAACCACCCCAUAAUCAAGGGACAGCUUCUGCUGAUCAUCAAAUGUCACAUACUGAGACACAAAUGCUGAAGUCUUCCAUUACACUGGACCAGUCUUCUCUAGAGGGAGCAGAUAACUCUACUUUGCCACUUCGACCCAAAGGCCUGUUCCACAUGAGCAGCCUCACCACACACUUCGGGGAAAAUUACACUUACAUGGCCAACCAUAUCAACCGCUACUUUAAGGGAUCUGCAGUUUCAGAGGAGGAGGGGGAGAUGGACCGAGAGCCCUAUACAGAACAAAACAUAGGUUCACCUGAAUACACCAUGACACAGAAAAAGUCUGUGUCCUUUUUUCAGAGCCUGUUGAAACCAUCAAUUCUACCACGCCUGGUUGGCAGCUACCUGGGAAUGGGUUCAAGCAGGAAUAGCGACCACACCACAUCUGUAGCCAGGGCUCCAGAGGCCAUGCUGUAUAAAACGGCUUUGGGAAGGAGGAAGGCGGAGGACACCACUAGAGUUCUACUGAACAGCCUACAGGAAGCUAUGGGACCCUCAUCCAUCACUUCCCAUGUGGAGGAAUUGAACACUCAUCUCAUUCAGCACCCAGCAUGCAAAGCUGUGGUGUGGCAGGAAAAAGCAGCAUUGCAGCUCCUUAGACGGCGCCGGAUCUUCUGGAUGAAUGAAAAACUUCAGGAAGCCAUUAGGGAAACUCUUGCUCUGAUUGGCUAUGUAGAUCCAGUCAAAGGUUGUGGGAUCAGAGUGCUUUCCAUUGAUGGAGGAGGAACAAAAGGGAUAGUUCCACUUCAAGUGCUCAAACAGCUGGAGGCUCAAACAGGAAAACGAGUUUAUCAACUCUUUGACUAUAUUUGUGGAGUAAGCACAGGAGCGGUUCUGGCUUUCCUGUUGGGUCUGGCUCGUAUCUCUUUAGAUGAAUGUGAAGAGAUGUAUCAUCGUUUUGGGUCAGAUGUUUUCAGACAGAACCCCCUCGUUGGUACUGUGAAGAUGGGCUGGACACACUCCUACUACAACACAGAAACAUGGGAGAUGAUCUUGAGGGAGAAAAUGGAGGAGCAGAUUUUAAUUAAAACAGCCAGAGCUAAGCAGAGCCCAAAGGUCUCUGCGGUAAGUGCAGUAGUAAACUGGGGAACCAGUCCAAAAGCAUUUAUCUUCCGAAACUAUAACCAUGCUCCAGGAAGACUGAGCCGCUACGCUGGAGGGUCAGGAUACCAGCUGUGGCAGGCUGUUCGGGCCUCAUCCGCUGCUCCAGGCUAUUUCCAGGAGUUCUCUCUCCAUGGUGACAUACACCAGGAUGGUGGUCUUAUACUCAAUAACCCUUGUGCCCUUGCUGUCAAUGAAAGCCGUCUGCUAUGGCCCAAUCAGCCCUUCCAGUGCGUGCUUUCACUGGGGACUGGUCGCUAUGACAACGCUAGAAGAGGGCCUGCAACCUCCACAAGUUUAAGAGCCAAAAUCAGCAAUCUGAUUUGCAGUGCAACUGAUACAGAAGGUGUACACACCCUGUUGGAUGAUCUCUUGUCACCGAAUGUGUAUUUCCGCUUUAACCCAAUGCUGAGUAUAGACGUGACUCUGGAUGAAAGCAGGUCUGGAGUGCUUCAGCAGCUGCAGAAAGACACACAGCUGUACAUGGACCGGAACAGACCCAAACUGGAUCGCAUGUGUGAUGUUCUGAUGGCAGAGCGCACAGCAAUCUGGAAAACACGGGACUGGAUUGGUGAGAAAGCGUGGGAGCUGCAGCAGCGCUGGGCUUGACUGGACAUAAAUUACUGAAGAGGAAUCAGAUGCAUGUAUUAGACAUUGCAUGGUCAGUGCACAUUUGUACAUAAUUUAAAUUGUUAGUUUUAAUUAUAAUGUAAUCUUGGAUCCAAAACACAAUUUAAAAGGAUAUUUAAUGUACAGAUGAUUUAGCUCAGGGAGGAGGUAAAACUAAAUCGUGACCUACUAUAUAAACAUAAGAUACGUGUACAUCAGGGUCAGAAAUUAACUUUUCCAUUAAGGGGCAAUAUUUACCCCCUGGAUUUUCAAGGAUAUUUUAUACCUUUAUAGGGUAUUUUUUCUAGCCAAAAUAAAAAAAUAUAAGGUGUUGUCCUUUUAUGUCAAAUUGAAGGUGAAUUGAACCAACCGAUUAACAUGAAUUGUCAGUAUUAAUAAUUAGAUUAAUACAAAGUAAUUUCCCACCUUAAUUUCUGACCCUUGUGUAUAUACUGUUACUGUUGUUUCUUUGUUAAAAAAUAAAAAAUCGCAUGAAUAAACCUUAAGGGUUUUCCUUUUACAGGUCACACAAGAUUGCAAUGUUUUAGAGAAAUUUUGAAAUAGUACUGAAGAAGUUAAAUCAAAUGAUGCAUACAAAGCCAUGACUGAAUGCACAGAGCACUUCUGCUAUGAAAACAUUAAACCAGUUUUAAAAUUCAGUUUAUGAAUUUAAAACACCAAUCUGUGUGGAUGUUAUUUAUUAUGGUAUGGUAAUGAUAUGUAUUGCUCUAUUUACAUUUUCAGAGGUUUUUUUUAAUAACAAAAUGCAUCAUGUUAAUCUUUAGUUAAUCUUUUAUUUCUCCAAAUGAAAUAACAGAUAAUGGAUCAUUUAAAGUCUAAUUAAAGUUACCUAAUAUUUUACCCAUACAAAGUUCAAAUCACUGACGCUAGAGACAACUUGAGAAAACAAAACACAUGGAAAUCCUAUGGAGCCUCCCUUAUUUAAAGAUAAUAGAAACAACUGCCAUUACUGUUUACAUAUCCGCCGUUAACAGUGUGCUGGUAAUGAAUAUAUUAACAGAAAUUAACCUUGGUGAAUUUAGUGAUGUUUUCAGUGCUUGAACUGAAGAAGCCACACGGUCAUCACUCAUGUGACCAGUGAUGACUGGAACAUCAGUAGAGCCCUUAUUUGCUAUUUGAAGUGCGUUGUUUCUUUUCUAGAACAAUUGAGCAAAAUUCACUUUCUGAGAUCCAGUGUUAUUGUACCUCAGCCUUUCGUUGUUAAUACCAGCUUUGAACAAACUGUUGGAUCUUUUUUAUAUUUUACUUCGAUUUUUGACAGUCUGACAUGGCUUAAAAGACAAGACAUGGACAUCCACAGCCCCAGAGUGUGCAAUAGUAAAUUGGAUAUAAACUGCAGUGGCUUUUUCAUUUGAACUGUACAUUGAGGUUAUUGUAAAAUCAGAUAAGAGCAUUCUCUUCAUUUUCGAAAUAAGAAAAAUGCCUCUAUAUGGAGAAAAUGUACAGUAUAAUACACAUUAUUGCAUUUAUUUCCUUAUCAGAUACUUUCUUACCAAAGCAACAUAGUAAACUGCACUGUAUUAUAAAUCUGUAUGGCUUUGCUGUUUGGGUUGGUUACAUUUUUUUUUUUUUUUUUUUUGCCUGUUGUGUCUCCCAAAGCAAUUUUCAUUUCACCAUGACUGGGUGUAAAAGCAGAGCAAUGUCAUUGUCAGCUAAACAAUGUACAACAUGUUUCAUUGUAAUGUCAUCAUCCUCUCUGACUUCAGGAGAGUUGUGAUUCAGCUGCUUUGUGUGAACUAAAGUUGUCAUUGAAGACAAUGUCAACAAUACAGACACACAAGCUUCUACCUAUUAAGGCCUUUUUAAAAUAUGUGCUGUUAGUUAUGAACAUGACAUCUAUAAAUAAUGUGCUUGAUAAACCAAAUAGCUGCACACAUUUAGUUUUGUUCUUGUGUUGUGGUAGCAAUAAGCAUGUGCUAAGACCACUGUUGACCUGCUCACAAAUAAUCAAAAACUGACAUUUUGUGGAGGACAGCCAUCUCUCUGAAAUUAUACAAAUAUGUUUAAAUUCAGAAUCACAUAUGAUCGGUCUUAUGAAAAAUUAACCAGCAUCUGCUCUUUCAAACAAGCUGUAGUGCCACUUUAAUGU
Molecule: messenger RNA, 5059 nt
Organism: Myxocyprinus asiaticus (Chinese sucker)
Lineage: Eukaryota; Metazoa; Chordata; Actinopteri; Cypriniformes; Catostomidae
Product: calcium-independent phospholipase A2-gamma-like
Exons: 10
Coding region: 175-2949 (924 amino acids)
Biological process (GO): arachidonate metabolic process
Cellular component (GO): membrane
Source: RefSeq, a predicted model, not a curated record